This is a messenger RNA of Periophthalmus magnuspinnatus, 5440 nucleotides long. RefSeq names its product beta-1,3-glucuronyltransferase 1 (glucuronosyltransferase P) a (gene b3gat1a). Gene Ontology annotation, molecular function: galactosylgalactosylxylosylprotein 3-beta-glucuronosyltransferase activity. Gene Ontology annotation, cellular component: Golgi membrane. Bases 803 to 1882 code for a protein of 359 amino acids. NCBI's taxonomy places the organism in Eukaryota, Metazoa, Chordata, Actinopteri, Gobiiformes, Gobiidae. The record is from RefSeq and is a predicted model, not a curated record. The transcript has 9 exons. Gene Ontology annotation, biological process: carbohydrate metabolic process; chondroitin sulfate proteoglycan biosynthetic process.
ACCACCCUCCUCAAACAUAAGCACAUUCGCAGAUGUCUCCGCACGCGUAGAGCCGAUCCCACCGUCACGACAGUAGCAGCGAGCCGCGGAGGGUGAAGCGGAGUAGGGCACGAGACAAGGAGAGGAAGGGAGGGAGGGAAGGAAGGAAGGAGGAGGCUAAAACACAUAAACGCUUACUAGUCUGAGGAGAGGAGAGAGAGAAAGCAGCAUGCCGUAUACUCUGGUCUUUUUUUACCCCAUCAUCUGAGGCAUGAAGGCGGCUGUCAGCUGUAGCAUAAAACAAAGGGAUGCUUUGAAUGCUGCCUCUCUUCUUUUGACAAGGGACGAGCGAGAGGAGGAGAGGAGGGACGUACAGCGAGGGACAAAACCAGGAUUUCUGGAAUGAAUGGGAAUGCUUCUACUGCGUGCUGUGGAAUAAGAGUCAAACCAAGCAAAGUCUCCGAAUCAGGGGCCAGUUGAGGACUUAAAUUCGUGGCGUGACAGUCCUCUCUUGCUUUGACCACCUUCGGCUGCGGGCAUCUUUCCAAACGGCGCUAAUUAAGGCUCGCGCGGUGUAAAAGCAGUGACAGCAUCCAACACAGACGCAGCGGACCGCUCGGGGAGGCCUGGGUGCUUCUGGUGUGCGUUUUGAGUGUGUGUCUGUGUCCGUGGACGGGGCAGAAGGAGAGGAGAUGUUUGGAUAAACCUGUCCAGGAGAAUCACUCACGCCGCUACAGUGAGGACCCCCAUCUGUGCAUCUGCGCUGGUGCCAUGAUCCCUUUAUAAGUGUGGGUAAUGUCGAGGCACAUCACCAACCCUGGAGAUGCCGAAGAGAAGAGAUAUUCUUGCCAUUGUGUUGAUCGUGUUACCCUGGACUCUGCUCAUCACUGUGUGGCACCAGAACGCUAUAGCGCCCCUACUGGCCAUCCGCAAGGCCUGUCACCACCUAGUAAAAGAGAUCUUUAUCAUACCAGAGAAGCUCGCAGUACGCCACCACCGGCUCUCAGAUGACGGCGUGGAGGGCAAGAGGGACACCGCCGGACUGGGUCAAGACUCCAAGGAAUACUGUGCCUCGGAUAAGGACAUUGUAGAGGUGGUGCGGACAGAAUAUGUAUACACGAGACCGCCACCGUGGUCCGACGUGCUGCCUACUAUCCAUAUCAUCACCCCGACGUACAGCCGACCGGUGCAGAAAGCGGAGCUCACGCGGUUGGCAAACACAUUCCUCCACGUUCCCAACCUGCACUGGAUUCUGGUGGAAGAUUCCCAAAGGAGGACCCCCCUUGUUACAAGACUCCUCAGGGAGACUGGGUUGAAUUACACUCAUCUCAAUGUGGAGACGCCCAGGAACUAUAAACUGAGGGGCGACACACGAGAUCCCAGAAUCCCGCGGGGCACCAUGCAGAGGAACCUGGCGCUGCGCUGGUUGAGGGAGACGUUCAACGCAAACAGCAGCCAGGCAGGGAUAGUGUACUUCGCGGAUGAUGAUAAUACGUACAGUCUGGAGCUGUUCGAAGAGAUGAGAUCCACUCGUAAAGUCUCUGUGUGGCCCGUGGCCUUUGUGGGCGGGCUCAGGUACGAGUCUCCCAAAGUGAACGCUGCAGGGAAAGUGUACGGCUGGAAGACCGUGUUCGACCCUCACCGACCCUUCGCCAUCGACAUGGCCGGCUUCGCCAUCAACCUGCGCCUCAUCCUUUUCAAGCCCCAGGCCUACUUCAAACUGAGGGGCGUGAAGGGGGGGUACCAGGAGAGCAGCCUACUGCGCGAGCUGGUCACGCUCAACGACCUGGAGCCCAAAGCAGCCAAUUGCACUAAGAUCCUCGUUUGGCACACGCGAACUGAGAAGCCCGUCCUUGUAAACGAGGGGAAGAAAGGAUUCACAGACCCCAAUGUGGAGAUCUGAAGACGAGACUAAAGGGUGGUUGGCCUUGGACCUGCAGAAGAGAGAAGAAGAAGAAGAACUACCCCGGCCUCUUGAUAAGUGCAACCAGCGUUUAACGUCUUAAUGUUUGGAGGACAUAAAACAAACAGAACUGUGAAUAGGGGACUUUUCUUUUCUGAAUAAAAACAGUUUGAAAAUAAAGACCUUUUAAUUGCAUCUUACUAAAGCACAGAUUGACAGAAGAUGGAGACCCACAACCUGGAAAUCACUGGAAUUCAUGCUACAAAAAGACAGCACAAAAGAAGUGUUAAGUGGAUUUGAGGAAAUGUCUUGAAGAAAAGAAAACGAAAAACUGAAAAUUUCAAAAUAACGUUCGGAUCUGCACAGUCCAGAGAAUUGAGGACAUAAAAUGGAAGUGUUUCAGCAAAAGAAAGGAAUGUUCUUUUGAUAAAAUGUAUUUAAUUGGUUUAAGUGUUUUGCAGGCACUUGACUCUCGAGUUCAAUACUACUGGCUACUUUUCUGCAUCCUUGGGUUUUUAUCGGCAUCGUUCAUUUUAAGCUCAUUGUUAGAUUUCAUCGCAUUCAAGUCACCCAGUCAAGUUCAUAGACUGUUGCUCGAAAGUGAAACACGUUUGAAAAUACUGUUAUAUUGUCUCCGCACUUAUCACGAAUGUGGCAACAUGUGUAAAUAGUGAGUCAAGUCGAGAACAAUCAAAGGAACUAGUGAUGUAAUUAAUGUAUUUACAUGUUCAGAAGUAGCUAAAGUCCUCACAACGAUGCACAGGUUUAUCCAACAAUGAAAGACUUAAUAUAGCACAGAAGCCCUUCACGUGUUCGGUGAUGUAGAAGUUACGACACUGUCACAAAACACUAAAAAAAAAUGACAUGGCAGCUUAGCUAACACUGUAGUCGGUGUUGUAUACACAGAUCAGCCAUAUCAUUAUGACCCCCUCUGAGUCAUGGGUUGUGUUCACGUUUAAACAUUUUUUUUAAAGUAUUAUAAAAAAAAUUCACAAAAUCCACAAAUGUUGAUCCAAAUAUUAACGUUUGGGAACAGAUUCACAAAUUUACCAUAGAAUCUUAUGUCUUACGUGGUCGAACGUUACCAAUUUGAACCCGCACUACGCAACUUUUUAGUCAAAAUAGUCGUGAUUGUUUUUAUUGCACUGCGUUUACUGUCAGCGCGCUUGCAUCUCCACAAACCUGGCUCUUACUUAAGCCUCCUCCUGCUUGGAAAAUGCUCCUUUGGCUGUAUUUUUCCACAGAAUUACAUAAAAAGUACUGUAUGUAUCUCCAUGGAGGAUAUUUCGAGGUGUAGUUUUAUUUCUAUGGAUCGUGCGGGUGAUGUGCCACCUCCAGAAAGUCACAGUUUUACUUUAAGACACUGAGUCAGAUUUGAAACAUCUGCAUUACGGCAUAUUCUGAAAUAGUCUUGACGAUGGUGUUAUGACUUCAUGUGAACACAGCCUAUAGAACGACGCGAUAAUCUCUUUACCAGCUGUUUGUCCAUGUGGUGUAACGGUUUAAACUAGGUCAAAACCUCUUUAAAUCUAUAGUGAAAAGAUCAAGCACGAUUAGUGGUUUGUGGAUCUUAUCAGCUUAAGUAGCUGAUAUACACAAUGCAUCUUCGUUUUUUGCAGAAAGAGCGAGAUAUCAGGCAAAGAAGAUAAACAUUUAAACAACGAUUGAUAUUCUUCUGGGCAUACUGUGAGGCUGGUUUGUGUAUAGCCACUCGUAAAGAAACUAAAGCAGCUCUACGUAAUUACAUUUCCACCAUCCCAAAUCUGCAUUACAAUAAGUUGAGGAAAACUUCAGCAUAUUCUUACUCAAAGUUUUGUCGCAUGACCCUAGAACUACUGUACUUUUUACAUCUUACACCUCGCUGCAACUUCUCCCUAUUGGAAAAAAAAGCACAAUUGAUAUCUUAUUUUUGCAAAGCAUAACGGUAAUAAUACACUUUGUUGUGCGUUGUGGAUUGAGGCUGAUAAAACUCCCAUGGUUGUGUUGGUUGUAUCUAUGUUUAGUGUCUCAAAGGGAAGCAAGAUUUUUACACAGAUGUAGCCACAACACUGCAUAAAGCUUAACACUGUAACACAGAUAUCCUCUACUGUUAAUAGGAUCUAGGCGAGUUGAUAUCCAUCGUGCAAUACACAGGGGUGCCGCUUAUCUUACGUUAUAGCGAAGAAGCUGCGGAGAAUUCAAACUUUUAACUUGUACCGUUGCCAAAUUAUCUCCCAACCACCACACGACAUGGUUUAUAAUUUACGCAUGACCUUAAAGACAGAUUUUGGCCCGCUGUGCUUCCCCUACUUUGACUAAACAAGCUCAGUCGACUUAUUUUACCGAUGUACCACGACUCGUCUGCCCUUAUUUAUUGUAUUUAUUUAUUUAUCAAACGUGGAUGUGCAAUUUAAUCGAGUCUGUGUUUAUUGACAGCCCUUCCGAAACAGCACGGGCAAACAUAAACACUGCCUAAUUUAAACUACGCCCAGUGUAAUUUUACAACACGCAGGCUGUCGAGUGUUUUUGUCCUACCACUGUCUGCUGUUGUCUAUCUUUACACAAGUGUUAAUGAGUUGCUGCGUUAUAAUUGGAGGAUAAGCAAAGCGUUAUUGAAGAAUUUGUGACGUUAAUAUGUAUUCAGAUCAGUUACGAAUUGUGCAAAACAGUGAAACUUAAGACAAAUAUUAUGACAAAUUUGCAUAAUAGGCUUUUUUUUUUUGGAUAAUCUUAUUGAUCAGUGUCUUGUGUAAUGUUUUCAGCUCUGCAUUAACGCGCACUGGCUUUGUUCCUGAAUGAAAAUAUUGUGCACUUUCAUUGUGUUAUAAAGCGAACUGCCCACGUAGUGUUAAAUAUCGCUCUCGGCCAAACACUCAACAAAGAAUGCAGCUUACACAUCAGCAGAAAGUACUAAUAUUUUGUGAUCUAACUACAGUACGUGGCAUUGUAAACUUAAAGAUGCACUGUGUAGCUUUUCGGUCGCACGCUCACCGCUUGCUCGUCUCCGUGGAGGUGUUAUCGCUUCGCCUGGAAUAUUUCACAGUGCUGCAUUCCGUGUGUUAUUUUUAUUGCUGAAAAAUAAACUGAAAAACAUGGAUUAUUACUGUGAGAAGGGUUUAAUGCCACACUGUAGGACAUUUCGGGCAAAGCUGUAGCAUCUCGAGGUGGUGGACACUGCGAGAAAAGUUCCAUAGUGCAGCUUUAAGUAGGUUAAUCAAGCAAGCGUUCACAAAGGGCUUCAAUUGAUGUUAAAACUUCUGCCAAUAACAUGAGUUUUUCUGUAUUAUUAACCAAUGUAUCAAGCAAUAGCUCUUACACAAAUCGGUCUAAUUGUAGAAGGAACGAGGUUAAACGGUGCAGGAUGUUCAGUAUUUAUUGUCAGUUAAAGUGUUUCCUUGUGAGGGCUUCUUUAUGGCACAAUACACUUUACAUCCGGGUCCUCUGUUUCCAUUCUCAACCACAGUUUUUUCGGUGACAUCGGUUCACACCUUAUGCAUGUGACUCUUACAGACGUUUCUUUGCCACAGCAGUUCAGUCUCAGAGAAAGAUGUUAGUUCAAUCAGAAAAUAAACAACUCUG